Molecule: messenger RNA, 664 nt
Organism: Aedes albopictus (Asian tiger mosquito)
Lineage: Eukaryota; Metazoa; Arthropoda; Insecta; Diptera; Culicidae
Exons: 2
Coding region: 134-559 (141 amino acids)
Source: RefSeq, a predicted model, not a curated record
AACUGUGAAUGUUGCACUCCCAUCAUUAUUUUAUCAUUAGUCCAAACUAUUUCAGUCAUAUAAAACCGUUGCCAUUGAAUCCAGCAACCAUAACUCUCUCUUGGAAGUUCACAGUUAGCGCAAGAUUGCAACCAUGAAGUCCAUCCUGGUGUUAUCCAUUGUUAUCUACAUGAUGAUCCGCUCGUCAAAUUGUGACCCUGACACUGAAACUCACAGCAAUAUUAAGCAAGAGAAAAUCAAAUCUAUCGCUCCCGCUAUUGACGGUGCCAAAAUCGGUGCCGGCUGGCCUCAAAUAUCAUCCCCAAAGGAAAACGAUAAAAUUCGGAUGCCAAAUCCGAUAAUGGGUAUUGCCAAACCAGGUAGCAACAUGGAAGCUGGAGGUGCUUUCGGAGGAGUGAAAAGCGGUUGUACUGGUAAACCUGUCCGCGGAUCGCAGCCACCAAUGAUGCCAAUUAAGGCCUCGGGUGCGUCGUUUGGUGGACUAUCAGCUAACCAUGGAUCAAUAAUCAAAAUGACGAUGAAGCCCCCGAUGGGUGUUAUAUCUGAGGUCAAACAUUGAACUAUGAAGUGAUGAAAAAUUAUACGUAACAGAACUGUCUGCGUCAUAAAUUAUGUUGUAUAUCAAAUCAACAUUUUUUUCUUAGUUGUGCUUAGUCAAAUGGGA